GGAACUCCUGAGGUCACCAGUUUAAUAUACGAGUAUGUUCAGCAACAUCAUAAUUUAGUUUUUGAAUCGUCUUGGUUUGGUGCUCGCCGCCCUUAAUUUGGCAUUAUAUUUUGACUAUGUGCUUUGUCAAAACUGACUUAAGUCAGCAAAACUGUACGUAAUUGAAUUAACAAGCAACAUAUUAGGGUCGAAUCGUCUAUAAAGGGGUUAAUCGUGGAUCGAUCAAGUUAUGGCCCCGUCCCAUUCACGUCAGUUGUUAGUGUGGAGUGUGCCAACCAUAGUCGCUCUGCUCAGCUAUUUGUGGUUCAAAAAGAGGAGAAUUGGCGCUCAAAGUGACCCUGGGGAUACCCGGACGCAGCAGGCGUGUAUAAAUAAUACGAAGAACGAGCAAGAGCAACAGUUGAGCAGCCAAUCAGAAGAAUCGGCGACUAAAAUCAGUAGUCCUCCAACAUCAGGUGCAUCCAGCCCAAACAAGAGUUUCACGCGGUCCCUCUCUGGAGUGGAGACCACCCCGAUUGACAUUGUCAUCCCUCCUCAAUUGAGGGCCAGCCGAAGCACUUCUGUGGUGAUUUCGGACGAGGACUUGGAUCUGGAGAUCGAAAAAGUGAAGUCUAUGAGACAGACCUCAUAUUUCGGGCCAACCAAUAAGAGUGAUUCGUCGACCAAGUCUGGUGGUUCGUCGCCCAGGUCUGGUGAUUCGUCGCCCAAGUCUACUAAUUUAUCUCUAAAGUCCAGUAAUUCAUCGCCCAAAUUUGCUGUGGCUGAAACCGCAUCUCCGGCAAAGGUCGCAGAAGACGAGGUCCGCGAAGAGACCAUAAUCGAAACAAAACCGACCAACAAAGACGCACAGAAGAUGGCCCAGAAAGAGAUAGCUCAAGUCGAAGAGAAGCUAACCGCGCUGAACAUCGGUAAGUCCGGCGGUGGCAAGAAGAAAAAGAAAUUCAAGGAGCACAAGAUGCACAUGCUGAACAAUAAUUCGGAGCAUAGCAAAAACGAGACAAAUGAUUUACAGAGACAGAAUAGCGAGAGGGAUUCAGCGAAUCACAGUCCAUCGGAUGUGAUGAUGGCGAGUCCGUCACUUAGCAGCAUAUCGGAUAAUCAUAGUGAGGGUUCCAGUGAUAGUGGUAAAGGUGGUAGCGAUGUUGCCACACCGCCUCCAUCUCGCACCCCUGGUAUUGAACACAGUUCCUCCCCCUCAUACUACGAGUUCGUCAUUCCACAAGUACUGGUAGGCAAGCUAAUCGGUAGGCACGGCAGUUUCGUCACUCAUAUCAGGGAUAAAACGAAUGCUAUGAUCAUUGUUAGGAAACAUCCAACAGAUAACAAGAUGAAAGUUUGCUCAGUUGAAGGUACCAAGGAAGCUAUUGAGAAAGCGCUCAAAAUGGUUAGAGAGAAAUUCCCUCUGAAAAGGUAUCCGGAAGUAACAUUAGAAGAAGUCCACUUCACGCCCCCGAUUUCUCCAUUUUCUCUUAUUCCGGACCAUUUAUAUUUGAAACUAGUAGAAGGCAUCAACAACGACACAAUUUUAUCCUGUUUGGUGGCCCCCAACCAUCUAUUUAUGCAACAGCCUACCCAUCCGUCGUUCCCCAGUUUGAACGUCCUAACCAACUGCAUGAACGGCUGCUACAACGAUUGCCAAUCGCCGAUGCUGCCCAAUCCGAUAGCGCCGAACACCGUGUGCGCGGCUUACUCCGUUGACGGAUGGUACAGGGCGAUGGUGCUGUCAUCAGAUCCAGAGACUGAAAUGUCGUACGUGAAAUUCCUUGAUUACGGGGGCUUCGCAUAUGUAGAGAACAGCAAACUUAGACAAAUACGAGGAGAUUUCAUGUUGUUACCUUUUCAAGCUGCUGAGGGUAUCCUGGCAAACAUUAGGUCUAAAAAUGAAGAUGGCACGUGGCCUGAGGAAGCGUACAAUGUAGUCGCAGAUAUUACAAAAGGAGCGAUAAUUUAUACCCAAGUAGCAGACUAUACGGAAGACGGUGUACCGCUAGUAUUAUGUUACGUAGUAGUAGGACCAACGUCUAUAAUAUUCCUGAAUCAGCACUUGGUGGACAAAGGUUUCGCCGAGUGGGUAGCGAUGGUAGAGGACGUACCAAUUCCUUGUAGCUCCACCGACGCGACGCAACAACAAGAAAGUGACACUAUAACGACAAAACCUGAAACGGCUGCAGUCCAAGCGUAGUCCUCGUUGAUAUAUUGUUAAAUUUCCUUUUUUGUUUUCUUUCUCAACUGGACCAGGCGUCAGAUGUUCUAUAUUUGUGAAACUCCAAGGCUCCUUCAUCUUUACAGUACUUCAUCGGCCUAAUAUUUCCGGACUUCACAUAAAAUAUGAUUUUAUUGCUUACUUCUGAAUUCUCUUGAAAAAAUGCAAAUAACAUUUUCUAAUAUCCAGUGGAACCUAGUCUGAAAUUCGUUAAACAUUAAAAAAAGAAUUCAACUCAGAUAAGCAAGAUCAUAUUAUUUUGUGAUGUAAUUUCGAAUCCAGUAAGACUUAUACAAAACAUUCAAAAUUGUUUUCUCUAAGAAUAUUUACCCUUUAAGAUAUUUUUUAAAGAGCCGUGUGAUUUCGAGGAUAUGGAGAAAUUGACUAACUUAGUUACAGCAAAGAUGGAAAACUAUAUCCUGAUCUUAUGCCUGUCUUUUUCAAAACAGUCAGCGUGAUUUCUUAUAAAGUUUUAUCUCAUUAAUAGGCUAAAUGUCGUUGUCAAUAAAUGCCAAUCCCUUAUAUCAGAAACAAAUGUGGUUCUUCAAAAAUCCUCAAAGGACAAAAAAUAUUCUUGGAAUAAUAACUGCUUGAAUUUUCGGAGCAUUUUGUACUAAUAGUGCCAAAAAAUUGAAAAAAGGACCAUACUGUUUUGUUUAUAUCAUUUUGAUUGUGUACGUUAGUGAGAUUUGGAUUCAGUCCAAGAAACCUGCAAACAGAUUUCCGGAAACAUCAUCGUGAAUGCGAUCGUCUGGUGCUUGGUCUGUUGCCCGACUCGACGAAAGCAGUGAUUUUCUACUUACUAUACGUAUAACAUAUUGAGUUUUUAUUAAGUUUGUUAACGAUGCAUUUUUUAUAUUUUAUUGGCCUUAUGCAUAGGUUAAGUCGCGCGACUGAGAGGUGAUCCGGUGGAAGAAUGUCUUAGAGUCAUUUCAUCAUCAUAUGUGUAUUUAUGAUUCAAUAUGAAGGGCUUGUGACUACUGACUGACAACCCUUCGUGUUUUUAAUGUGAUUUUUUUGACUGAAUUCGGUAUUACCUAACAUGAAAAAAUGUCUGAUAGUUUAGCUAAAAUUAACAACGUACCACCAGUUGUUCAAGUCUUUGUAAACUUGCUAUGAUUGUAGCAGAGUUAAUGACAGUGGAAUAUUUUUUUCUUAAGUUGUUGUAUUGAAGUCGCAUAAAAAAAUUAUACAUAUAUACGUUUUUGUGGUUAUGCGGAAACUGGUAUCUUUUAUACGCGUGACUAUUUGAAAAAAUACCGUGCAGCACUAGAAGCUUUUAGAUUUGAACAAAUCGAUCAUGUAUCGUUCAUUCAGCGAACUGUAUCACAGACUUAAUUUGCUUGAUAGAGGCAUAUAAGGUUCUAUAAACUUUUUUAUGAAUCAUGCUGCUUUGCAAAUUAUAAGAAUAGUAUAGCUGCAUAUUAUUGAAAAUUGUGAUCAUUUCUGUUCUAUUUCACUGUUUUUCUACGAUGACUGAGAUUCAUAUUUAUAAAGAGGCCUUGAGGGUUGAUCUACCCUUGGAAACGAUGCAACAAUAACGCAUCAGCGACGUUCAAGGGAGGAUUUAACAUUUGCAUUUUACAAUAAGUUGUAACAGAUGUUAUCACAGGAUCGCUAUAUCUAUUUUAUUUUAAUGAUACAUUUGGGACAAUGGUUUAUUUUUGUGCUAAAUAUUACUAAAAAAUGCGAAAUAGUAAUUUAUUUGUUUUCUCGAAUUAAUAUUGGAUUCGAAACCAGUAAAAUGUGCGCAAAGGCAACCGGUAUUACACUGAACUCUGUGCUUUUUGUAGAAGUGGUGUUACAUAAAAAAUCGAUAUGGCGAAAAAUCGGUAUACUUGUGAAAAAAUGUUCAAUGAAAAUACAAGCAAAAAACUCAACAAACGUUGGGUACAUUGCGUUAUUUUCAGCAAACAAUUAAGCCUCUAUGAAAUGUCUGGUCUCAGUAGUCCGUUCUAUGAACCCUUUAAAUAAGAAAAAGACAGCUUUAUAAAAAUUAAUUUAUAGAGAUAUUUCCCCAGCUGUUACAACACAUUCUACUUACCUUUGUUUGGUGUUCUCCAACAAUUUUUUCAGUGGCUUUAUGGUGUUUUGUUUUGUUGAGCUUUUUGUAUUUCGCUCUCAAACAUUGUUUUACAAACUGAUUGAGCAUAUAUAUAUAUAUAUAUAUAUAUAUAUAUAUAUAUUCUAUUUUCAACGAUUCUUUAUAUGUGCCCAUUUUUGCAUUUUCUUUGCCUCACUGAAUUUCUGUUUAGUUUCGAUGCUACACAUUAUGUAAUGACUGGAAUUUUUUGAAAUACUGUAGCAAGAUAGGGUAGCUAAUAUUUUGUGGUACCAAGGCUGUACGCUGAAUCUGGCAGGCAUGACAAGUUCGGUGCAGUACUGGUUCCGAUUGUGCAAUAAAUUCAGAAAAGCAAUUACAUUACUAUUUUGCAUUGUUAAGCACAAAAAUAAACCAUAAAACUCUUCCUGGCAGCCUGUGAUUACAUCUUUUACAGCCUAUCUGUGAAAUACAAAUCCUCCCUUGAACGACCGUCGAUGAAGCGUUAUUGUUGUGUUAUUCCCAAGGGAAGAUCAACCCUCAAAUGGCACUCAGCCCUUGAGGACGUCUACAAAACAGACUCCUACGGUAUUGAAUUUCAUUUGAACAGUGUCACUUGUAUAAAAUCCAUUCUAUAAAUCCUAUAUCCAGUCAUUAUUCAUUCAUAAUAGGUGCGAAAGUUCUAGUUCAGCUAUUCUUCUAUACUUGUGUAAUCAAAUCUAUUAUGAUCGUUAAAUUUGCCUAUUUAAUACAAGUGUUUUAUAUAAAAUUAGGAAAAUCCAUACAAAAAUUCUGAAGCGUGUAUUUAUGUACUACUCCAAGCUCAAAAUAUAUUUUUUUAUCUGUUUGCAAAUGGGGAAAAUCAAUCGCAGCCCUGUCGUCAUCUUUAACCGUUUAGUAGAAUUUGGAGAAAUUUUAUAAAAAACAACUUCAAACCUUAUGAUAAAAAGCCGUUACCACUAGCUCAGUUUAAACUACCUACUUUUUAUGAUGUUGUAGCUCAAUUUUGUUUUCAGGAAAUCAACUAGUAAGAGUUUUGUCGUGAAGAUAUCAGUUAUUUUUGAUCAAUCAUAUAAACUAGUCUAAAUGACUGAAGUUUAAUAUCAUUGUUUGGCAUUGGUGAUAACAAAUAUACCUUCACUAAAUCUCAAGUUCAGAAUUAUUAAGAAAAAAUGUAUGAAAUCCACAUCCGAAAAUUACAUCAAUUGUUACUUGUAAAAACCUUUGUCGAAGGAACCAGCCCAAAUUAAAUACAAAAUUAUCGCAUUUGCUUUAAUAGUAAUUUUAGUAUAACGCAAAAUUAUUAUAUAUAAAUUUAGGUAGAUUAAUUAAUUUUUGCAUGGUAAACCAUGAGUUCAUAUUAAUUUCACAAUAUUAUGCCCAUAAUUUAUUUAUUUUAGUGGCCUUGAAAAUGUAUAUAUUAUUUUGCUACUUGGUCUCGUUAAUGCUGUUCGUGUUUCUAUGUGUCGUGUAUUGGGUUAUAUCUAUUAUAUAGACAUUGCUAUUUAAAAUGGGGAAUGCUUUUUCAUGCGUGUUCAUAUCACACAGUGGCCCAUUUUAAUCUCCCCACCAAAAAAAAGUUGUAGGAUUUCGACCUUCAAGGCACUUCCAAAUUCAAGUGAAUAUUUUGUUCACACCGAAAUUCAAAAGAUCACAUUUUAUGUCUUAACAUAUCCGUGACUAUGACCUUGUCUGCUGCCUCCAAGUCUAUUUCAAGGUCAAAUGAAGAUGAAAACAAUUUGAUCUUCAAGGUCAAGUCAAUUUUUCUCAAAAAAAAACCUAAUUUUUAUACCGGAAAUAAGAAAAUCGGAAAAUUUUACGUCAGAACGCGACUUUGACCUCAAAUGACAUUUACGCUUGUCCUUUUCUUCAAGGUCAAGGUCACAUUGUGACGUAAAAUUUCCUGCUUUUUCCAUGUCCAGUAUAUAAAUGAGAGGUAUCCUUUGGAGAUUUUGAAUUGACCUUGAACGUCAUAGUCAGGUCAUGGCCAAUGUGAAAAAGGGAGGAAUUCCACUUGAAAAUGUCACCUGAGCUUGAUCCGAUUUUGAAAGUUGUAGUCGAGAUCACCACCAUUUUGCCUCUUUGAGAGCCUACACCUUUUGUUGAAACUGUUUUCUGGAAUGCGCAGCUUUAGAAAUUUUUAGGUUGGAAGAUUAAAAUCGGACACAGUGUAUAUGGUUCCAUUAUCACAUCUAUAAAUCAAGCAUACCUGCAGAUCAAAUCUCUCAGUAUUUCAAUUUAUUAAAAUUGCAACUAUUUGCACUUGUUUUAAUUCUUUUUUGCUUCAUAUAAGUAGACCUGCAUAUGCAAAUAAUUGCCACAAACACCAUUCGUUGCUGCCGAACGCAAAAUUUGUUAGUACGACGUACUGCAAAAAUAUAUACUAAGUAGCUGCGAUAGCUCACAAACCGCCAGCGAGAAAAUGCAAGAGAGGAGAUUGUGAGGAGCUCAUAAACAGCACUACAACCCCAGGUGGUUCUUGGCUGACUUUACAGUUUUACCUACAUCUGGUACAGUCUUCCAUCAAUGUUGUGUCCAAGUUCUUUGCUAGGUGUGACUUGGUGUUAUACAGGGGCUACCUAGAGAUUUUUCACCACUUGGUAUUUCUAUUCAUUGCCGAGUCUUUCAGCGGGGCCAGCCCAUCUCAAUCGUUGUGCUUUGGUCUCUUGGACAUUAUGCAUUUUUUAUAUGUAUCCUUCUAAGUUGAAAUACAACCCACUGACUGCCCUAAAUCGCCAUUAAUCAUUUUGGUACCAUUUACUCUGGGUUGUCAUAUGAGACAACUUGUAAGCUCCUGCGAGACUUUAGGCAUGUUCCCAACUAGAAUACUUCAAAAAGGUUAAAGUUAUUAUAAUAAAAAUAUGCAAUAAUAGCAUAUUAUGUCACCUAGGAAUGUUUUUCAUGCGCUUAGUAAUGUUUGACAGUACUGCCUCUUUUCAGCCACAUUUAUGUACCUUCAUCUUCUUGCUGGACAGAUUACUAUGUAGCACUGAUACCACACAAUCAGCAAACCAUACAAUAACCCCUGCUGUCCCAGACGUACAUAGUUAUAAUUUUGUAUUAGGUAGCAGCGGUUGCGAUCAUCAGAAUCGUAAUUUUUACGUAAUAAAAGUGCAGGAGGCAGUUUUCCCUAAGUACCUAAAUGAAAUUAUUCGUGUUGAUUCCGGGUCAAAAGAUCUGCUUCUUUCCCAGAGCUCUGAUUUCCUUGUUUUUUGGACAAUAUGGCAUUCGUUUAAUUCACCAAAAAUACUUGAAUCUGAUAAUGGAACGCAGUACUAGCAACAUUCAUAGAAUUUAUGUUCCAAUGGAAAUAUUAUUUUUGUUUUAUUUUUCCGAGAACCUUCAAAAAAUUUAGGGUUUUGUGUAAAGCAUUCUGCCUAUAUGGGAAAUUUGAAGAUUUAUAUAUUUUUUGGUCUGGGUGUUAUUUUUUACAUGUCAAUGUAUAUUAUUCAAGGUGUCUCUAAGAGCCCUCCCUCACCGGGAUGCCAAAGGGAUUUCGCCAGCAUCUGUUGCCAAACCUAUUGGAAUAUAUGGAAGCUCCUGGAAUGGCAAUAGACGCCAAAAUCUCUGCUGCCACAUAGUCUAUAGUUUACGGAACUCGAGGCUGCGUGCACCGCCGUGUCAUCUCCGACUCCACCUUCUUGAUUGGUAUUGGUUCUCUAUAUGAGCUCGACCGAUCCUGUCCGGUAAUAGUUAUGCUUCCCGUUUCUUAAAAUAUAUCAACGUGCUGAUCAUGCACUGGUUGUUGAUGUCUUCGUUGGAUAGACUAUAAUAGGCUGGUUUGGCUACAGAUGCCGGCGACGUCGGGCUCUAAUAUUAACUUCCUAGCCUCGAGUGACAAAACUAUACAUUUAUUAGAAAGGCUAACGUAUGUUAUUAAUGUUUUCAACUAUGUUGUGUGUUAUUUGUUUAGGUUUAAUUAGUUCUUUUUAGGCAUAUGUUCGCAUAUCUGGCUUUUUGUACAUAGGACUUGUAAUAUAUGUUUGACAUUUUUGACUAAAUAUACCUUCUCAGUAGAA
Messenger RNA from Acanthoscelides obtectus, 8263 nucleotides. Lineage: Eukaryota; Metazoa; Arthropoda; Insecta; Coleoptera; Chrysomelidae. The record is from the annotation of a GenBank genome assembly.